Molecule: messenger RNA, 2599 nt
Organism: Phragmites australis (common reed)
Lineage: Eukaryota; Viridiplantae; Streptophyta; Magnoliopsida; Poales; Poaceae
Product: probable LRR receptor-like serine/threonine-protein kinase RPK1
Exons: 1
Coding region: 130-2307 (725 amino acids)
Biological process (GO): protein phosphorylation
Molecular function (GO): protein binding; protein kinase activity; ATP binding
Source: RefSeq, a predicted model, not a curated record
UAACAACGGCAGCAGGAGCCAGGAAGGCGAGGCCGAAAUGAACAGACGAACCCGCUGCAGUCUACCACCUUUAUUUUUCUGAAAUUACUUUCCAGCCCUCCGCUCCCAUAUCACCUUGCUCCGCCGGAGAUGGCCGGCCAUCGCCGGAGCACAGUUUACUCCGCCACCACGGCCACCCUUUUCGUUCUCCAACUUCUCACCGCCGCCUUCUCCUCCUUCUCUUUGCCAUCCCAAGAGCAGGACAGGUCGGCGCUGCUCCAGCUCAAGAGCGGCCUCUUCUCUGGCGACCUUCUCUGUAACUGGUCGCUGGAACCCGGCGUCCACCACUGCUCCUGGACGGGGGUCACCUGCGAAGCGCGGUCCCGCCGCGUCGUGGCCCUCUCACUCCCGUCCCGAGCCGACCGGCGCCUCGCCUGGGAGCUGUCACCGGCGGUGGCUCGCCUCACCGAGCUCAAGGUUCUCUCCUUCCCCUCCGUCGGUCUCGGAGGAGAGAUUCCUCAAGAAGUCUGGCGACUCCAGCGCCUCGAGGUGCUCAACCUCGCCGGUAACGCCCUCCGUGGCCACCUGCCGGCUACCUUCCCCGAGGGCUUGAAAAGCUUGGACCUUUACGGCAACCGGCUGUCCGGGAGAAUCCCACCGGCGCUGGGGAACUGCGCGGCGCUCCGGCAUCUUCGGCUGUCUUCGAAUUCGUUGGAUGGUUCCAUUCCGCAGCAGAUUGGGAAGCUUGCAAAGCUGCGGGUUCUGGAGUUGUCGGGGAACAGGUUGUCCGGCGGCGUUCCGCCGGAGAUCUGCCAUUGUAGGGACCUUGUCAAGAUGGACCUCGGCAGAAAUUUCCUUGAUGGUCAGGUGCCCUCCGGUCUCGAGGAGCUCAAGAGCUUGAAAUUUCUCUCAUUAGCUGGGAACAAUUUCAGUGGUGAGAUACCUUCCGGUUUGGGCCAGCUGAGGUCACUGAAGUUUCUAAAUUUGUCUACUAAUGCUCUAUCAGGGGUGGUUCGUCUGCAUCUUGUGGCACUGCGAAAUCACACUGUUCUACUGCUUGAUAACAACAAGCUCUCUGGGGAGAUACCUGCUUCUGCUGCUCCUUUGUCAUCACUUCUAGGAGUUAAUGUUUCCUCAGUGACAGGUGCUACUUCAGAUGUAAACCCAUCACCACAGCACACUGAACUGUUUAUAGUUUCCAGCACAUUGAGCAGUAAGCGAGUGCUGGCUGAGGCGAAUCCGGGCACUCCACCUGAUGGCAGCAGCAGUGGUGGUGGUUUGGGAACCACAGAGAUUGCUGCCAUAGCUUCAGCAUCAGUCAUUAUCGUGACUCUGUUAGUUGUGGUCAUCCUGUGCAUCUGCACAAGAAAAUGGACUCUGAGGCCAUCAAGACGUUCUUUCAGGAUAAGGGAAGUCAAGGUUUUUGAUAAUGUUGAUAUUGGAGCUCCCCUGACUUAUGAAACAGUUGUGCACGCCACUGGGAAUUUUAAUGCUAGCAAUUGCAUUGGGAAUGGAGGCUUUGGUGCAACAUACAGAGCCGAGAUUGCACCUGGAGUUCUUGUGGCGAUAAAGAAGCUUGCAAUCGGGAAGCAGCACGGUGACAAGGAGUUCCAAGCAGAAGUGAAAAUCCUUGGGCAGUGCCGUCAUCCUAAUCUUGUCACUCUCUUAGGGUACCAUAUCAGUGAUUCAGAGAUGUUUCUGAUAUACAACUAUUUGCCGGGUGGAAACUUGGAAAGGUUCAUACAAGAGAGAACUAAGAGGCCAAUCAGUUGGAGAAGGCUUCACAAAAUCGCUCUGGAUGUCGGCCAUGCUCUUGCAUACAUACAUGACGAGUGCGUCCCUCGCAUUCUGCACCGAGAUGUCAAGCCAAACAACAUACUGCUCGACAAUGAAUGCAAUGCUUAUCUUUCUGAUUUCGGCUUAGCAAGGCUUCUUCGGAACUCAGAAACACAUGCGACCACUGAUGUUGCUGGUACUUUUGGUUAUGUUGCACCCGAGUAUGCAAUGACAUGUCGGGUGUCUGACAAGGCAGAUGUGUAUAGCUAUGGAGUAGUACUUCUUGAAUUGAUUUCAGAUAAGAAAGCACUGGACCCGUCAUUUUCUCCAUAUGGAAAUGGUUUCAACAUUGUUACUUGGGCUCUUAAGCUUAUCCAAAGAGGCAGAGUUCGUGAAUUCUUCAUCGAGGGUCUGUGGGAUAAGGCCCCACAUGAUGAUCUGGUUGAGUUCUUAAACCUGGCGGUCCAGUGCACAGGGGAAUCUCUUUCUUCUAGGCCCACAAUGAAGCAUGUAGUUCGACGUCUAAGGGAACUCCGACCACCUUCUUACUAGGAGCAGCAACGCAAACUUGUCACCUGAACACCUGCAUACUGAAAGGACCUAAGAAGCACUGAUGAGCUAAUGUCUAGGUCGGUUGCCAUGCCAAGGAGGUGAGCAGCUGUGGUGAGGAGGUGCGCUACAAUGAUCUCCUCAGCAGCCUCAUCUGCACCAAGUUUUAAGUAAUGUCGCUUAAAUGUUAUGUAGUUCCAGAACUGUUGAAGCAUUCAGCGUUUUUAAAGGUUAAUGAGAUGAUGGAUAAUUUGACAUGUAUGCGUUGAUAAUUUUGUGAUAUCAUGUUAACUGA